Messenger RNA from Epinephelus lanceolatus (giant grouper), 948 nucleotides. RefSeq lists its product as uncharacterized. The record is from RefSeq and is a predicted model, not a curated record. Lineage: Eukaryota; Metazoa; Chordata; Actinopteri; Perciformes; Serranidae.
GGGAGACACAUGAGCAGGGAUGGAGGAAGAGAAGGAGGAACAGGGAGAGAGCACCCAGAGUGGGACGACGUCUUCCCAGGCUGACACAGUGACUCAGAGCUGCAGUGAGAAGUGCGGCGAGGCCCAAAACCUCCAGCAGCCAGAGGAGGACGAUGACCAGGCUGACAGUGGAGCCUGUGAUGGAGAGGUAGAGCCCAGUCAGGUCGGGGAGGAUCCAUGUAUCAGUGACACAGAGACAUUACCACAGGAGUCUCUGACAACCACACACACACAGGACGAUGUCGACUGCCUCCCAUUGUCCCCCCUGCCAACAGAGGAAGAGAGUCAUCAAGUGUCAUCUCAUCCCUCCAACACACAGAAUCGGCCGUCUGAACCCUGCUGGUAUUGCCUGAGGUCUCUUGACUCGGAGUAUCGUCCUGAAACUCCUCAACAGGAAGACUCUGAUCCUGUGUCACCAGCGCCCUCUAGCGGUCAGAAAGUGAGCUACCAGACAGACCCUCGGCCUCACUUUGGUGUAGCUUGGUCCUCCCGUUCCACGUGUCGCCCCCUGUGGGGCAGUGAGGGGCCCUGCCGGGGGCAAAGGAACCAUGAAGCGCCUGAUCAGACACACACCUGCCCGCACUGCCAUCUGGGGCUGCCCCCUGACACACUGCGCUGGCACGAGGCCAAGUGUCUACUGUUUGAAGGGCUGAGGAACUUAAAGAAAUAAAAGGAGUCAUCACCAAACAAAAAUGUUGCUUGUACUUAAAAAUGUUGCCGUCUCAUCUCUGUAUUAGUGCUCUCAGGAAGUACUUUGCACCUAAAAGUCAUGUGCAAUAUCUCUUUUCUGCUCGUAAACAACUGUCUGUUUACACCUAAGCUUAGCCAUGUCCAUCCCUUAUUUCAUUUUGACUUUUGUGUAAUUUCUGUGAUAUGUUUAAUGAUGUGUCAGUACAAAUAACAUGCAUG